UUUCGGGUCCCCGCGACGCGUUCUCUUCCGCGCUGCACCCACGCUACCUCCUCUCACUGACAGUCUGACACCUGCGCCCACACUACACACAGCCCCACCUGCCAUCCGCUUCCCAUCAUGCCUCCGUGAACAGACCGGGUCGCCACCUUCUCUUCAAGGGAGAGAGGCCACGCCCACGCCCACGCCCACGCUCGACUCUCUUGCCUGUUGCCUCCCUGGACCUUCCUCCUCGCGGCGCGUGCCGAGGUGGAGGAGGAGGAGCAGUGGCAGAGGAGAGCUAGCUGCCGUUGCGUGCCAGCUACUACUCCUUUCAGCUCCCGGAUCGAAGCACGGGUCGGUUAAAGCACGGGGCCCCGAGCCGAGCGCCACGGCCCGGCCCUGGUCCUGGCACGGAGACGGGAGGCCGACUUGGCAGGCAAGGUGGGUGCGGCGGAGGUGGAGGGAUGAGCAGCCUCGCCAUAGUGGAGAAGAAGCCGCCGCCGUUCCCCGGCGGCGGCUGCACGGGCGGCGUGCUCUUCCACCUCCUCGACUGGCACCGCCGCCUCGCCCGCAAGCGCAGGCUCUUCUCCCCGCGCCGCCUCCUCCCCUCCUCCCUCUCCCUCCGCUCCUCCUCCUCCCCACGCAGGCUCCCGUGUCCGCCUCCUGCUGCCCCGACGCCGCCACCACCGCAUACGGCGCCGCACCUGGCCGAUGGGGCCGCCGCCCCGGGUGUCGUCGCGCGCCUCAUGGGCCUGGAGUCCUGGCCCGCCACCGCCUCCGCCACCGCCGCGCCGCCCAGACCGCAGAAGCAGAGGAAGGUGGAGGCGUCGCGCCCGGACAGCGGCGCCACCAACGACUCGGCGGCGGUCGUGCUGGUGCUACCCACGACCCGGAGCCGUCGCCCUCCCGCGCCCGCUCCGACGGCCAGGAGCCACCACGGGGCCGACCUGCCUGCGCGGAGCCCGAGGCGGACCCGGCUCGUGCACGCGGCCGCGGCCAAGCUGCUGGACCCGGGCGCGCGCGCCAGGCUGGCCCUCGCGUACGCCUGCUCUUCCCCGCAGCACCGCAAGGAUGCCCACGCCGCCACCUUGCUUCAAGUUCAAGGCUCGGGGAUGGCCGACGACUUCCUAUCUCGCUCUGAGGACCGUUCCGCACGGCUACAGGUACACCCUCCUGGUCUUCCUGCGGAGACAGAUUGCGACACCGCCGCUGUCUCGCGUAGGCACGGCCAUUGUUCCAGUAACAAUGCCGAUGCAGCGAUCAGUACCAGCACGGUAGUGUUGCCUAGGAUGGAUUUUGGUGAUGGAAACAGGAGCAAAAGGAGCUCUGAUAUGGAUGCCAGGCACAAGGAGAGUAGAGUUAGAAAUGAGGUAAUGCGCACUUGUGCCAGAGUCAGAUCGAGUGCUGCUGCCGUUCAAACUGGAGAUGAGAGGCUGUUGCGCAAACGGGCAACACCUACUCGGCCGGAGGUCUCUGGGAUUACAGAGUCUGGAGACUUGGCUGGUUCGUCGCGCCUAGCUGGACGCGCUCGUGAAUUGGUAUCUGCUACUAGGAAGGUUGCACACGGUGGUUCUGGUCCAAGAAGAGAGUUCGUGGGAUCGACCAGUGGACUAGGGAGCAUGAACCGCAGGUCUUUGAACAGCCAAAAUGGAUUAACAUCCACAAGUAGGAUUUCUAGCAAUGGAUCUGCGCUUAAAAGGGGAUCAGGGAGGAAGGUGGGGAAUGAUAGAGCAAUCAGUAACAGAGAUGGCGGAAAUGCAGUUUCAUUUACUUCUAGAUCAUCUACAAAGCCAGUGGCCAGAACUUCGCCGCGGAGCAAUCUAUCUAAGAGUGGAUCCCCAAGUAGACUAGCUCCUGAUACAACUCGGACACAAGUGCCGGCUCCUGAAAAAAGAUAUAUUGAAGUUUCACCUUCUGUUAUGUCUACUUCUGAGAAAGAUGAAUUUAACAGGCUGUUGAAAGCAAGAAUCAAUGAGCUUGGCAUGUCGGAGAGGAUUGAGUGUACACCAGAUGAUUCACCUUCAGGAAAAUUGACUGUAGAUGUGCUGCAAGACCUCAUUUCUGACCUUACAAAUGACAUGAGCACUUCAAUCUCCCAAUGUAGCAAGUACUCUGGUGCAUCGGCACCCUUAAGUUGCAAUGGAAAUAUGGACUGCAUCAAUCAACCGCAUUGUAUAUUCUCCAAUGACCAAUCACCUGAUUUUCAGAAAUGCUAUCAGGGUGAACAAGAUGUUGAUUCUUCUGCUACAUCAUUAAACAAUGAGCCCAAUCAGCCAAGUCCAACGUCAGUCCUUGAAGCAUCCUUCUCAAAUGAUACUUCUUCUUUAGGAAGUCCAGUUGAAAAGAAUGAAGGAAAAGACUUGAUUGUGUCAAUUGAGAACAAGAUGGAAGAUCUCUUUAAUUUGGAGUCUGACAUUGUCGGUUUAGCAAUGUCAGUUGACACAAGGAAAACUGAUGUUGAAGAAACACUCCACAGCAAUGACAAGAUACCAUGUUUACAGAAUUUUCUUUCACAUGAUUUCAAUAUCUUAGAAUCCAGGCUCUGCACCAUUAGAGAAGCUAUUUCAAAUGCUGAACUGCUUGUGGGCAGUAGCCUCUUGCAUAGCACGUCACAUCUUCCACGCCAUCCUUUCAUUGUUGAAAUGCUGGAAAAUACUAUGGAUAUGUUUAGUGGAGGAGAGUAUUCAGAUUUUACUGAAGAUAAGAAGUAUCAACAUACCAACUUCCUGUUUGACUGCAUUAUAGAAUCACUGGAUUCAAAAUUCUGCAACUUUGGCAAAUGUGGAUACAAGGCUUGGCUGAAGCUGCCGCUCAGUUUGAGCAAAGAUCUGAUGAAGCGCCAGGUAUUGGAAGAUAUCACCAAAUGGAGGGAGUCAAGUGGGACUGCUCUUAGACAAAUUUCUGAAAAAGAAGUGGACCAAGUGACUGACAGGUGGGAUGCAAGCCAGGUUGAAGCAUUUGAUAUAAGCAUUGCAAUUGAGAACGACAUUCUUGAGGCGCUUGUUGGUGAGUUCACUGUUGACCUGUGGUGGUAUUGACUGCUCUAUGUGAGAUAUUGACAUGUUUGGACUUCUGCUCGCAUGAUUAUGGAUAAAUAAGAUACUGCGGAUAUGUUUGCUUUUUUCUCUGCAGUAAUUUUUGUACAGAGUCAUGUAAGGUUGAAGGACCUCCCGGUUGUUUUACCCUUUGUAUGUUGUAAUGGACACGUGCUAAAGCCUAAAAGUGUCUCCUAAUCUUUGUGGCCUUUUCGUCGGUCCUCUGAUAACAUUGUACGCCAGGGUACAUUUUGUUGUGUGUGAUGAAAAAGGCACCUUUUGCUGGAUCUAGUGCUAAGCAAAAGCAUGAAUUGGAAGACCGUUAGUCUGCCCAUGUUAGUACUUAAGUACAUGCUCUGCUGUAGGAUCCCACUCUGAAUCUCGAUGCAGCCAAGAGAAUUCAAAAUCC
Sorghum bicolor (sorghum) is the source of this 3423-nucleotide messenger RNA. RefSeq lists its product as uncharacterized. The coding region runs from base 444 to 3017 and encodes 857 amino acids. Lineage: Eukaryota; Viridiplantae; Streptophyta; Magnoliopsida; Poales; Poaceae. The transcript has 3 exons. The record is from RefSeq and is a predicted model, not a curated record.